This is a messenger RNA of Myotis lucifugus (little brown bat), 324 nucleotides long. RefSeq names its product sec1 family domain-containing protein 1-like. The annotation marks the transcript as partial. Gene Ontology annotation, biological process: vesicle-mediated transport. The record is from RefSeq and is a predicted model, not a curated record. The transcript has 3 exons. Lineage: Eukaryota; Metazoa; Chordata; Mammalia; Chiroptera; Vespertilionidae.
GAUUUUCACUUAAACAGAGUUAAUUUGGAAGAAUCUUCAGGAUUGGAAAAUACUCCAGCUGGUGCUAGACCAAAGAGAAAAAACAAGAAGUCUUAUGAUUUAACUCCAGUUGACAAAUUUUGGCAGAAACAUAAAGGAAGUCCAUUCCCAGAAGUUGCAGAAUCAGUUCAACAAGAACUAGAAUCUUACAGAGCACAGGAAGAUGAAGUUAAACGACUUAAAAGCAUUAUGGGACUAGAAGGGGAAGAUGAAGGAGCCAUAAGUAUGCUUUCUGACAAUACUGCUAAGCUAACAUCAGCUGUUAGGUAAGUAAGAAAUAUAUCC